Molecule: messenger RNA, 2615 nt
Organism: Bombina bombina (fire-bellied toad)
Lineage: Eukaryota; Metazoa; Chordata; Amphibia; Anura; Bombinatoridae
Gene: MTNR1A
Product: melatonin receptor 1A
Exons: 2
Coding region: 76-1134 (352 amino acids)
Biological process (GO): G protein-coupled receptor signaling pathway
Cellular component (GO): membrane
Molecular function (GO): melatonin receptor activity
Source: RefSeq, a predicted model, not a curated record
AAACAUGAGAUGAGCUGAAGUUUGAAGUCAUUAGGGAAAUAAGAACUGGUUUGAAAAGUAGCAGAAACUUAGAAGAUGAAAAUGAGAGUAAAUGUAAGCACAGUUAACGAAUCCCUGCAUAUUCCAAUGGAACUGGCACUGGACCGUCCUCCCUGGGUGGCUAAAGCACUGGCUGGUAUCCUCAUCUUUACUAUUGUGGUUGAUAUUUUGGGAAACCUCUUGGUGAUCCUUUCGGUAUUCAGAAAUAAAAAGCUAAGGAACGCAGGAAAUAUUUUUGUCGUCAGUCUGGCAGUUGCAGAUUUGGUUGUGGCAAUCUACCCAUAUCCCAUGGUGCUGACAUCAAUAUUUCACGAAGGAUGGAAUUUAGGAUACCUUCAUUGCCAGAUUAGUGGGUUCUUGAUGGGCAUAAGUGUCAUUGGAUCCAUAUUCAACAUUGCUGGUGUUGCAAUCAAUCGUUAUUGCUAUAUCUGCCACAGCCUCAAAUAUGACAAGUUGUACAGUGACAAGAACUCUUUGUUUUAUGUCAUUCUAAUAUGGGUGCUGACAUUCAUUGCAAUUGUGCCAAAUCUGUUUGUUGGAUCACUACAGUAUGACCCAAGGAUCUACUCAUGUACAUUUGCACAAUCUGUCAGCUCAGCGUACACCAUAGCAGUGGUGUUUUUCCAUUUCAUUCUGCCAAUAACCAUUGUAACCUUUUGCUAUUUACGUAUAUGGAUCUUAGUUAUUCAAGUAAGACGUAGAGUAAAGCCAGAUAACAAACCUAAAUUGAAACCCCAGGAUUUCAGGAACUUUGUAACAAUGUUUGUGGUAUUUGUAUUAUUUGCAAUUUGCUGGGCACCUUUGAACUUCAUAGGCCUUGCUGUUGCUGUGAAUCCAGACAGAAUUAUUCCAAGAGUUCCUGAAUGGCUAUUUGUUGGUAGUUACUACAUGGCAUAUUUCAACAGUUGCCUUAAUGCUAUAAUUUAUGGUCUUCUGAAUCAAAAUUUCAGGAGAGAAUACAAGAGGAUUGUUAUUUCCAUUUGUACAGCAAAACAUUUCUUUCAAGAAAGUUCUAAUGAAGCAAUAGAAAAAAAUAAAAGCAAACCUUCACCAAUGUUGACAAACAAUAAUCAAGUAAAAGUUGACUCUGUUUAAAAGCUGCAAGUGUUUCAUAAUACUGACACUUAUACUGACUCAUGCACCAACAUACUGACACAUACACCAACGCACACUUGACACAAGGUCCAACACACACACACUGACAAGUGCAUCAAAACACACACUGACACAUAUUAGCACGCAAACACCAACACGCACCUGACAUAGAGACCAUCAUACACAUAGUGGAACACACACACUGACACGCAUCAACACACUGACACAAGCAGCAAUACACACAUUGACACAUAUACCAGCUCACACACUGACACACAAACAAACACACACUGGAACACACAUCAGCACACACACACUACACAUGCACCAGCACACAGACUAACAUGUGCCAACACAUACAUACAUACAAGUGUCAGUACACACACUGACACACAUACCAGCAAACACUCCAGCAGAUACACAUACCAGCACACACAAAAUACAUACACAUAUACACAAACAACUAAAAAACAAAAAAAACUACUUCACACCAAUAGAAUGUAAUAAGCAUAAUGCUGGUUUCAUAAAUAAAAAAGCCAUGAGUAUUAAAUAUAAACAUACUACAAAUCUACCUUUACCUACUCUUGCGUACAAUACAGUUUAAUGUUUAGUAGUAGAACAUUUUAAAAAAAUUACUUUCAACUAACUUUUGAAUGAAUUUGUAUACUUUAUACUUUAGUAUAUAUGCCAUUUCUCAAAAUAAAUAAAUAAACUAAGAGUGAUCCAAAACUUGACACUCAAUGGACCUAAGUGUUUCAGAUGAUUGUUGAAAUGUAAUAAAUAUGUAGACAUAUUUUUUUUCCCACAGAGGCCUGAAUCACUUAUAACUUUACAAAGACUUUGCACUUUACCUGUUUGGGUAUAUUUUACAUAAAUACUUGAAGAAUGAAGUAAGAUUUUGGCAGCUAUGGUAUUCAGUAACCUAAAACCACCUUCAACAUACUGUAGGUGCUUAGGACUUAUCAAAAGCAUUUUAAACCAGUAGAUUGCAUGCCACUACAUUGCCAAGGAUCUUGAGAAUAAACUUUGUUUACAUUUAUUGUUAGUUCUCAGAAACACUGUGUGAAUAUUCUUGAAUCAUUUUGUAUUAUGCUACAAUCAGAGACAAUGGACAUACUCACUAUUAUUGCUUUUAAAUAUUUUUCUUCUUUGUGAUGUUAUCUGUUAUUAUAUAUAUAUAUAUGAAAAAAGUAUUAUUCUAAAGCAGUGUUAAAUUAGUGGAUUUCAUGUUCAGGUUUAAUUUCUUUACUUAAAAAAUUGUCAAAUUGUGACAGGCAUAUAACAAUUUAGUUGCCUUUAUAUUCAACAUUUUUGCUAAAUAUAGCAUCACAUGUACUUGAUACCAUGAUACUGGUUUGAAUAAAUAUAUUAAAAAACAUUUUAAUUUAUUUUUGAGAGAAUUCAAGAAUCCAUUUGUUCUCAAAUGCUAUUAUGUAUUUCAGAAUGCGAAUGUGCAAUAAACUGCUACAUCAUGUAACAUA